Molecule: messenger RNA, 4508 nt
Organism: Microtus ochrogaster (prairie vole)
Lineage: Eukaryota; Metazoa; Chordata; Mammalia; Rodentia; Cricetidae
Gene: Hnrnpd
Product: heterogeneous nuclear ribonucleoprotein D
Exons: 9
Coding region: 330-1394 (354 amino acids)
Biological process (GO): regulation of gene expression
Cellular component (GO): nucleoplasm; chromatin
Molecular function (GO): RNA binding
Source: RefSeq, a predicted model, not a curated record
GCGCCGUUCUUCCGUCGGCCAUUUUAGGUGGUCCGCGGCGGCGCCAUUAAAGCGAGGAGGAGGCGAGAGUGGCCGCCGCUGCGCCUUCAUCGUUUUCCAGCGCGGCCGGCGGGGGAAGAGUGCGAGUGCGCGCCGCGCGAGAGCGGGAGGCGAGGCGGGCAGGCCGGGGACGAGGCGCCGGAGCCCUUGCAGCCACGCGCGCGCCUUGUCUUGUGUGCCUCGCGAGGUAGAGCGGACGCGCGGCGGCGGCGGGGAUCACUUUGCUGCUAGUUUCGGUUCGCGGCGGCGGCGGUGGGUGUCGUCUCGGCGGCGGCGGCGGCAGCAGCGCUAUGUCGGAGGAGCAGUUCGGAGGGGACGGGGCGGCGGCGGCGGCCACGGCGGCGGUAGGCGGCUCGGCGGGCGAGCAGGAGGGAGCCAUGGUGGCGGCGGCGGCGGCGCCGGGGGCAGCGGCGGCGGGAAGCGGGAGCGGCGGCGGCUCCGCGGCCGGAGGCACCGAGGGAAGCAGCGCCGAGGCCGAGGGGGCGAAGAUCGACGCCAGUAAGAACGAGGAGGAUGAAGGCCAUUCAAACUCCUCCCCACGACACACUGAAGCAGCGACGGCACAGCGGGAAGAAUGGAAAAUGUUUAUAGGAGGCCUUAGCUGGGACACUACAAAGAAAGAUCUGAAGGACUACUUUUCCAAAUUUGGUGAAGUUGUAGACUGCACUCUGAAGUUAGAUCCUAUCACAGGGCGAUCAAGGGGUUUUGGCUUUGUGCUAUUUAAAGAGUCGGAGAGUGUAGAUAAGGUCAUGGAUCAGAAAGAACAUAAAUUGAAUGGGAAAGUCAUUGAUCCUAAAAGGGCCAAAGCCAUGAAAACAAAAGAGCCCGUCAAAAAAAUUUUUGUUGGUGGCCUUUCUCCAGAUACACCAGAAGAGAAAAUAAGAGAGUAUUUUGGUGGUUUUGGUGAGGUGGAAUCCAUAGAGCUCCCCAUGGACAACAAGACCAAUAAGAGGCGUGGGUUCUGUUUUAUUACCUUUAAGGAAGAGGAACCAGUGAAGAAGAUAAUGGAAAAGAAAUACCACAAUGUUGGUCUUAGUAAAUGUGAAAUAAAAGUAGCCAUGUCGAAGGAACAGUAUCAGCAACAGCAGCAGUGGGGAUCUAGAGGAGGGUUUGCAGGAAGAGCUCGUGGAAGAGGUGGUGGCCCCAGUCAAAACUGGAACCAGGGAUAUAGUAACUAUUGGAAUCAAGGCUAUGGCAACUAUGGAUAUAACAGCCAAGGUUACGGUGGUUAUGGAGGAUAUGACUACACUGGUUACAACAACUACUAUGGAUAUGGUGAUUAUAGCAAUCAGCAGAGUGGUUAUGGGAAAGUAUCCAGGCGAGGUGGUCAUCAAAAUAGCUACAAACCAUACUAAAUUAUUCCAUUUGCAACUUAUCCCAACAGGCUUUUACUGAUAGGAUAAUCCUGUAAUCUCAAUCCUGGGAAGGCUGAAGUGGAUUCAUUGAGCUCAUUUCAAGGCUGACCUGAACAUUGGCAAGAACCCAACUCAGGAAGACAGAACACCAAAGGCAUUUUGCUUUACAUCUUAUUGCUUGGACUUCUUCCUGUUGAGAAUUUUCAUCAGAUGCUAAGUGAUAAGAAUGAACCUCUAGAUAGAUAUUUUUAUACUCUGGUUAGGCUUGCGUGAGUUUCCACGCUGCCUGAAGGGUGAGCAUCUGGGUUGCGGUGUUCUCAUCUCAAAGAGGGAAGAAGGCAGAUGUGUUCAAAAAACCAUUGCAACUGCUUUAGACACUAGUUUCUUGCCAGAAUGAGAGUCCGUUGGGUGCUGGAAGAUCUGGCGGUCUUGAGUGACGUCAGACUUUAAACCAGUCCUUGGUUUUGUUCAUUACCAUAUGUGUACCAGUGCUUGGGCUACCACAUCUGUCAUUGGGGGCUCUGUAGGGGUAUUUUGAAAUCCCCUCUAUGCUCACAGAAAACUGUUUUCUUAACAUUUGUUCAUAAACUCUUAAACUUAGCUUAUUUCCUCUUACUUGUCCCCCACUGUCCACAUUUUUAAAAAAUGCCUGCUAUUCAGUAGAAUUUCAAUAAAGUUGGUUGUGUGUGUGUUGUACAUGGUUAGUGGUGAAAAGCUUGAGGGAAGGAAAUGAGGCAGGAAAAUUAAAUGUUGACAGCUCAUUACCCUUUUAGAAUUGGAGUUCAGUAUAGAAACUCUUUCUUGGUAGACUGUUAGGUAGCUUUGAUUUUUAUUUCUGGGUAGAACUGUAUUGCCAAUCCCGAGUCAGUUUUGUAUCUUGGUUUACUAGGUAUCUACUACCAGGUGAGUUUACUUCUCUUCCUGGGGUUCUGUUUCUCCUUUUUAAAAAUUCUUUGCCUAAACUUAGUGUGUAUUAGAGUCAGGCCAUGUAGCCAUAUCUAUCCUUUGGGCACUGGGCGACUCUUAAUUCAUUGUAUGCUGUUCCCAAGUUAGAAUUCAGGGUGUUGUGGAGAUGGCAGCUCAUCUUGAGUAAGGUUGUUAUACUUUUAUGCUUGGAAUGUUUCCUUAGUUAAGACUACCUUGUGCUUUGCAUUUUGUGUUUCGGAUGUUGAGGUAUUAGGAUUCUUGACAACCAGAAGGGUUGAACCCAGUAUCUAGCACAGUUUGAUUAUGAACAUAAUGCCUGCAUUGUUAAACUCUCUAGGUCCAUGCUUAAUACAGUAAUAAUGAAGUUAAUUUAUUUUGGAACAAUUUCCUAAUAGUGCAAUAGAUUGCUUUUUCUUUUUUUUUUAAACUAAUUUUUGGCAAGGCUGAAAGAUAACGGUACAUCUUUUAUUCAUUGCUGGCCACUUUAAAGCUGUUAACAGUUUAGCAGAGUUUAGACCUCUUGUCUGAAAAUUUCCUUGGGUAAAGUGAUUCUAGCCAGUUAAAUACACAAUUGUGCAAAUUCAAUUUGCUGUCGUUGAAUUUGCCCUUAGUUGCCUGUAAUCUAGUAAUCGGGGGAAGGGUGAUUAUAAUGUACUUCAUAGAGGUGUGUAGGCCAUCUACAUAUGUGAAUUGUAAGGCAGUGUUGCCUGGGAUUCUUUAUUUCACAUAAACUCCCUUUAGCUAUGCUAAUGUAUUAAAAACCUUAACUCAAAGAUAGAAUAAACAUGUUGUUCCAUAAGGUGGUCUAGUUUUUGCUUUUAUCUCGUAUAAAGACAAAGUUAUUUUUAUAAAGUAAUUCUACAUCUAGCAUGGAAGAAUAAUUCAGAAGAUUGUUAGCAUUCUAGUGAGUAUACAAGUGACAGCGGCAGUAAGUGGCCGUAGUUGGGAACACACUGACUUGUGGUUUUUAAAUUCUCUACAGUCAGUACUGUUUGUACCUCAACCCUCUCAUCAAUGACGUGAGUCAUCCAUUACAUUUAUGAAUUAACCACUGGCUGACUGAAAUUGCCUUGCUGGAGUUGGGCUGGUUAUGUUUUUACCCUCUUGUCCUGAGCACCUUAGAGUCUUAAGGAUGUUUGGUUGUGGCAACUUUAAUGUAAAUGGCCUUAGAUAAUCUGAGAGUCAUGUGAUUUAGGAAGGUGAAGGGAAAAGAAUUUAGGAAAUUGCAUUAGGGCCUGGGCACGUGCCUAAGGAGGGAAGCCCUGGGUUCAUUCCCCAGUUAAAGAAAGAGCAAGUACGAUGUUUCAAAAUUAGAUUCUAUAUAAAGGGAAGGUGUUAAAGUAGUCCAAAUUUGUUACUUUAAACUUAAAGUGGGAGGGAGGGAUUUUCAUUAACUAUAGUGAUUAAGGUUUUAGAAUUCUAUUUUGGGAAACUUGAUGUUUGGCAGCAACUCUUCAAAGUUAAUUUGUAUCUAUUUGUAAUUGGAUUGGUUGUAUUCUGUUUGCACUCGAGAAUUCGAAGGCAAGGUUACUUCCUUUACUUUAAUUGCUUUUAGAAAGAAAAUACUGGAAGAAACUUACGAGAUUUGUUAACGCCAGUACUUGAAUGUGACAUUUAACAUGUCAUGGAAACUGCUUUAAAUAAAUACUUGAAAAGGAAUUACAUAAUUGCCUUUUUUUUGUUGUUGUUGUAUGAAUGAGCGUGAUUAUAUGGAGCUUAAUCACAUUUUUUCAUAAAGCUGGUAUGAGACUAAAAUGGAAUCCUUACUAAAUUUUGGAAGAUGGCCUUUUGAGUAUUACAGUAGAGAUAUGGCUAACUAAGUAAAUAAAACUUGGAACCAGAAACUUGUAAAUGACUUCCACAAUCACUGAUCUAUAAAGCAUGCUACUGCCAAUCAGUUCUAUGUAUUAAGACCUGUCAGCAUGUCUUUUUUAGUCUGUGGUUGACUUCAUUUUAAACUAUAAGAUGUCCUCUGUACCAUUUAACAUUUUCAGAAGUUAUUCUUCCUGGGCAAAUUCUGUCGGGACUGUUUCCAUUGUAGAGACUUCCUUAUAGAUUCUUCAAAUGGAGCUUACAGUGGACUUUCACGGGGUUUUAAUUUUUUGCACUAAAUUUUAUUUUCUGAAAGAUCACUUAAUGUUUAUAAUGUAGUGCUUUGUCUUAACAAUUAAACUUUUAUAGCACUCA